Messenger RNA from Drosophila willistoni, 920 nucleotides. It is a transcript of the gene AANATL2, whose product is annotated as arylalkylamine N-acetyltransferase-like 2. NCBI's taxonomy places the organism in Eukaryota, Metazoa, Arthropoda, Insecta, Diptera, Drosophilidae. The transcript has a single exon. Gene Ontology annotation, molecular function: N-acetyltransferase activity. The coding region runs from base 12 to 692 and encodes 226 amino acids. The record is from RefSeq and is a predicted model, not a curated record.
UUCAAAACAUAAUGUCGUCGUCGUCGUCGCCGCCGUCUUCAUCACAUUCCAUAAGCAUACGAGAAUUGCGAUUGGAAGACUACGAUGAGGUUAAAAACUUUCUCAGUAAACAUUUCUUUGCCACGGAACCCUUAAUGUCAACACCUGGCGAGAAUACCGCGGUACCUGAAUUCGAAGAUGAAUUUCAUUUAUCCCUAAUACGACAAGGCCUCUCACUAGUGGCCAUAGAUGAGAAUCAUGGUAAUCGUAUUGUAGGCGUGGCCCUAGCACAAUCUCAAGUGCCCAACGAUCUGGAUGAACAAUGCCGGGAAGUUGAGCAAAGACAGGCCACAUGUCUUAUAGAUAAAAUACACAAAUUUCUAUCCAACUUGGAGAAACGAGCAAAUGUAUUUAGCUCGUUUGGUGUAGAAAGAGCCUUGUAUUUGUAUAUGCUCGGUGUGGAUACCACGGUGCGGCGUCAGGGAGUGGGCUCAAGAUUGGUCAGCUCUCUGAUCGAUUUGGGUCGAUCCAAAGCGUUCCCUGUUAUCUAUGUAACCUGCACUAAUCAGCACUCGACCAAACUAACAACUGCCCUCAAUUUCAAGUGUGUGGACUCGCAAACCUAUGCAGAUUACAAAGAUGAACAGGGCAAACAGGUGCUCCAGCCACCAGCUCCUCAUACCAAAGCAAGUGUUAUGGCACAGCAACUGUGAAUUGAACCAAAGAACUAUAAUAAAGAUAGUAAAAAUCAAAAUAAAUCCAAUAAGUUGAAGAGUUUGAUAAAAACCACUUUCGGAUCAUACCUCUGAUACAUUUCAAUAAAGGGAAUAUCAGUUUCAUCCAUUGAAACGAAAACAAGGUAAAGCAGGUGAAAUAUUAACAUUACGCAUACGAAACUGUAGCUCACUUGUUUAUAAAAAUAAAAUCUAAGAACAAAACUA